AUGAAGGUUCUUGCCAUCUUGUACCACGGUUAUGCGGCGGCUGAGGCUGAAAGCCGCCUCUUGGGCACCGUCGAAAACAAGCUUGGAAUUGAAGAGUGGUUGACGUCUCAGGGCCAUGAAUUCAUUGGUGAGCAUCCCGCAAUACUCCUGCAAAAUAUAGUCUCUAGCAGCAAAGAGGGACCUGAUAGCGACUUCCAGAAGCAUAUCGUAGACGCCGAAGUCUUGAUUACUACACCGUUCCACCCGGGAUAUCUGACCAGGGAUCUGAUCGAAAAGGCUAAGAACCUCAAGAUCUGCAUUACGGCUGGUGUUGGCUCCGACCAUAUUGAUCUCAACGCUGCUGUUGACUAUAAGAUUCAAGUUUUGGAAGUGUCUGGAUCCAAUGUGGUGUCAGUAGCAGAACAUGUUAUCAUGAGCAUUCUCCUGCUCGUUCGCAACUUCGUACCGGCUCAUGAAAUGAUUGAACGUGGAGAUUGGCAGGUAUCCGAUAUCGCUCGAAACGCCUUCGACCUAGAAGGAAAAGUGGUGGGCACUAUUGGUGCUGGAAGAAUUGGUUACAGGGUUCUUCAAAGGCUUGUUCCCUUCGACCCUAAGGAACUAUUGUACUACGACUAUGCUCCCCUCCCGGCUGCUGCUGCUGAAAAGGUCAAAGCCCGCCGUGUUGAAGAUUUGAAGGAUUUCGUUUCCCAAUGCGAUGUUAUUACCGUCAACUGUCCCCUGCACGAGGGUACCAAGGGUCUGAUUAACGACGAUUUGUUGAGUCAUUUCAAGAACGGCGCUUGGCUAGUCAACACCGCUCGUGGUGCCAUUUGCGACAAGGAUGCUGUCGCCAGGGCAUUGAAGAGCGGCAAGCUUGCAGGCUACUCAGGUGAUGUCUGGAAUGUCCAACCGGCCCCAAAGGAUCACGUCUGGCGCACCAUGAAGAACCCCUUGGGAGGGGGAAACGGCAUGGUUCCUCACUAUUCCGGCACUACUCUCGACGCUCAAGCUCGCUACGCUUCGGGAACAAAGAGUAUCCUAGAAAACUAUCUCAACAACAAGCCACAGGAGCCUCAGAAUAUCAUCGUCGGGCUCGGAAAAUAUGAGACCAAGGCUUAUGGUCAGCGUUAA
This is a messenger RNA of Desarmillaria tabescens, 1110 nucleotides long. Its product is annotated as NAD-dependent formate dehydrogenase. The record is from RefSeq and is a predicted model, not a curated record. The coding region runs from base 1 to 1110 and encodes 369 amino acids. Gene Ontology annotation, cellular component: cytosol. Gene Ontology annotation, molecular function: oxidoreductase activity, acting on the CH-OH group of donors, NAD or NADP as acceptor; formate dehydrogenase (NAD+) activity; NAD binding. The transcript has 13 exons. Lineage: Eukaryota; Fungi; Basidiomycota; Agaricomycetes; Agaricales; Physalacriaceae.